Molecule: messenger RNA, 2455 nt
Organism: Anopheles coluzzii
Lineage: Eukaryota; Metazoa; Arthropoda; Insecta; Diptera; Culicidae
Exons: 9
Coding region: 1083-2390 (435 amino acids)
Source: RefSeq, a predicted model, not a curated record
UCGGAUGGGAGUAACCGUAUCCUGUACGAUGAGGUCUGGGCCCGCAGCUUCGAGGUAGUAGCACUUCAAGAGGUGUGAUGGACCUGGACCGGUUGAUAUGGCUUACCGUCGAAAUGCACCAGUUGCUCUUGUGACUGUGGGAGCCGGAGGAACUACAGUGUAUUAGUUGACGGCGACAAUCUCAAGAUGGUAAAUUGAUUGAUUCGCCCGGUGGUCCUCUAAGGACACGAGUCCAUAGAAACCAUUCGAACGAAGAACCAUUUCACGAGACACGAGAAACCAUUCGAACGAAGGAUGCAAACGCUCUGGGCGUGUUUGAGCGACGCAUCCUACGGACCAUCUUUGGCGGUGUGUAAGAGCAUGGAGCGUAGAGGAGAAAGAUGAACCUCGAUUGAUAGUGUUGUGGGCAGCCGUGCGUGCCGACCCCUGGACUUGCCGUGGCAGUUGCGCUGCCACCGGUCAACGUCCACGGGGACGACAGUAUGUACACGCACACUGUCGCACACACUAAGCGCGCAAGGCUUAGUGUGUGCCGAGCGCCAUACAGGCAGAGUGUGCACGAAGGCCGAUCGAGCAGGAACUCUCGGCAGGAGCGGCUGGCGCGCGGCCUACGUUUUAACGUGGUAGUAUAUUCGUGUAUAUUAUUUAUAAUGUAAAAGUUCUAAUAUGUGUAAACAAAGUAAUAAGUGCAAAUAGAGCAGUUCAUAACAGAUAGAUUAAACCACGGUGGCGAAAGCUGGCAGGGCACGAUGGCCUGGGCAUGUCAUGAGGAUGCCGGACUUAUGUCCAAGAAAGUGUUCGACUGGGCCAUGUCACAUCGACGUGCUCUAUCGGGACAGGCCAACAAGAGAGGGAAAGAGAGAGAGAGAGAGAGAGAGAAAAAAAAAAUAGAGAGAGAAAGAGAGAGAGAGAUUCUGUUAACAAUCUGUAUUCCAUUACCAUCAAUACAGCACAAACGCGAUGUUCUAGUAGCCAUUGAGUUUUACUGCCAGUGAACUUUCAACGAACCAAUCGGUAUAUAUUGUUGAUUACUAUAGUCUUAAAUUGUCUUUCGAUUGCAAUAAUACUUACGUUUUGUGAUAAUGGAUUGGACCACGAACGAUAAGCUUUCGCAAUAUUACAAUUAUACCUGUUUGAGUGAAAGAAACCUCGAGCUAGCUCGGCUCAAAACGCUGUCCGAAAAGGAAAGCCAUGCUGAACAUUUCACCAGUGUCGAAAAGGAUUUGCUUAACUUAAAUGAAACAAUAACACGAAAGCUCACCAUCAAUGAGUCGAACAUUCGGAAUGUCAUACAGCAAGACUGGUUCUUGGAAAUUCCUAGCGAGUAUAUGCAAAAAAUCAUUUCAGAUUUCGAUGAAAUGAACAUUGCUAAGCGCAAAUCAUUGGAUAUGUUGAUGCUAAAGGUUUACUCAUUGCGCGAACGCUAUCGCACUUUGUUGAUGAAAAUAUUUACUUGCAGGAUUCAGGUCGAUACACACGAUCCGAGAGCAACGGAAGAGAAGGUAAAAACACGAUUGGCCGCUCUGCAAUUGAGCCGUUGUGAGGCAUCGAUAAGGAAUGCUAGAAACAUUCAAAACUAUUAUCGCCGUAUCGGGCACUUUAUGUUCAAGGACAACCUCUACAACGAUCGAUCAUUGGCUGCCUUGAAACAAGCAAUCAAAGAACAAAUGGUGCUUAUACGCAAAACAACACUGAUCGGACGUUCCGUGAUCGAUAAAGUGAUUUCAUUGAAUAAGGAGCUAAAGAAAUCUACCAUAGGAUUCAACAUGGACCGUGCGCACAAUAUGAAAUCAUUGAAGUAUCACAAAUCUAUCCUAACGAAGGAACGUACAGCGAUUACAAGUGCCAGCAUGGGUGAUAUCGACCCGAAACGCUGGCCAUCACGAUACGAUUCCAUAACACCAAGCAUGGAAGCGUUGCAAACAGAGCAAGAAAAAGUGCAUCACACGAUUGAGCAAUUGAAACAUACGUCCUUCUGUAUUUGGGAAGCUAAUAUUCUUAAAGAAAUGGAAUCGAAAACACACAAAAUAAUGCAACUAGAAACAGAUAUUUACGAAGACGAACGAGUCUACAAAGAGCUCGAUGCUGAAAUCGAAAAUACAAAACAUUUCGUUCGUGGCGGCUGUACAUUAGACACGGCAAGUUUGAAAUGUAAGCAGGAAAACGUUAUCAUGGAUCUUGAGCAGGAACGGUCGAAUCAAACCAUCUUGAAAGCAUCACUCGCCCGUCUCAAAUCGUUUCACAUGCGGUUGGACCAAUUCUUUGCAUACAUUCCACAAAUUUUAGAACAGAACAAAAUCGAAUCUCUGCCUUCGCUGGAGGAAGCACAGGAAGAGUCGGAAAAGAAAAUAACUAUGACGGCCUUGUUAAGAUUGUUUAAGUCGGAAUAAUUUAAAAUUUACAGUGACAACUUAAAUCACAUCUAUCACAAAUACAAAUUUUGCAAUACAUUGAA